This is a messenger RNA of Durusdinium trenchii, 2456 nucleotides long. NCBI's taxonomy places the organism in Eukaryota, Dinophyceae, Suessiales, Symbiodiniaceae. The record is from the annotation of a GenBank genome assembly.
AUGUGCAACUUCACGCGUGACAGAAAUUGGGCCAGCGGCGAGUUUGUUCAGAACACUCCUGUGCCCACCGGCUAUGAAAUAGUGGGAGCCGUGCGGAACGAGAAUGCCGCUUUGUGGCGGAUUUACCAGGUAUCCAAGGAAGUCAUUCGCCUGGAUUGCAUGAAGCCAUUGAAGGAAGCUCCCUUCAAGAAGUGGACACCUUUGACCAUGGAGGCAGGUAAAGGGCUUGAUUGGAGCGACAUGGACUAUUGUGAUGAUGCCAACGAGUGGCUUCUCUUCCAUGCAAGUAUUCCUGAGGCCCUCUCUGCCAUUGCUCGCACGGGAUUUACCAUGGCAAAGCUGGGUUCUGGUGGUACCACAGGAGGAGGUGGUCUCUACGGUGAUGGAACCUACUUCGGAGAUUCCAUUACAAAAGCAGAUGAAUAUGCUCGUCGGAAGGAUGCAGGUUGUUCGCACCCGGAUUGCUGCGUGAAGGACAAGGGGCCAGAAGGGACCAGAGAGGUGAAAGCGCAGAUCUUGCACUUUGACUCUCCGAGCUUUUUGGAUUGGCAAGCCAAAUUUGCACUGCGUGCCUCCGCAGACAUGACCAAAUUGGAUGAAGAGGAGAUGCAAUCUGUCCCUGUUGCCUUGCUCUCAGGGAUGGAAGUUGAAGCCGAAUUCGAGAGACUGCUGGCAGAGGCAGAUGGUGUGAAUUUGGGUUUGCUUGUGGGUUUGUUGGAAGGCAGCCUGAUCAUCACCACCGGUUUUGCCUACGCACACCUCCUCGCAUUGCUGGUGGUGAACCUACGUCAAGCGUCUGGCUAUGAACGCUUGCUGGACGAAAAAGACCCAGAAGAGGUGGAUUACAAGGUGAAUGUCGGACUGGGAGGUUCUGCCGUUUUGGCGAUGCUGAUUUUGCAGAUCAUCUCUGGCAUCGUGGUGUGGCAGUUCUCCUAUCACCGUCUCCUGAUUGUUUCCACGGUUUUCGGCAUACUUGCUGCAGCGUUUGGUCUUGCGAAGAUCUUCCCCAAGCUUGUGAAUGGAGUUGGGCCGUGUCCCUGUUGUUCCUGCUUUUUCUGCUCCGUGAUCGUCUACAUCAUGACAGCAAUGCUUGUGGUGGUGGCUGGUUCUCUUCCAGAUGAUCCCAACUUCCUUCUUGAAAAGAGCAGUUUUUCUCCAGCGCCCAACGCAUCCCACUUUGAUGUCAAUCACCAAGCACCGGGCGUGCUUGCAGGCUUUGGAGCAUACCCAAUUUGCAACAACAUGCAGUGGGACAGCCUAAAACCUACAAAGGGCUCCCAGCUCACAGCUCUUGAUCUCCUGGUUUUUGCACAAGCAGUGUAUUUCGGGCCUCGAAAAGAUAUUCAAGAAGAACUGGACAACGCCACGUUGAACACUGAGCUCUAUCCAGUGACUAUAGAUUCCAUCCAGGAUACAGGAGAAGUUGGUCGCGUUGGCGUUUUCAGCAUGUCCAACGUGAAAACGCGUGUGAUUGCCAUCCGUGGCUCAAGUCAAGCUCCAGAUUGGACCUUCAAUUUGGACGUUUGGGGUCCUGGAGUCUUCCACAGCUUUGUGAAGACAGCGUUUCCCUUCGGCAGCUUGGUUCCCACCACCUUUGCGAAGAGGAGGCUCAGUGUGGACGUCCGUGAGCUCUUGGGAUUGGAUCCUCCGUGGGUUCGCAUCGGAAAGCAGAUCCAAGCGGCCAAAGAGCUCAGCGAGAAGGACGACACGCCUUUUACUUGCUGCAUUCUGCAGCCCUUUUUCAUGAAGCCAAGCUCAGAGAAGCUUGAAGGGUCGAGAAACCCACGACAAGACCACGAGGUCACUGGAAAAGAAGGGUGUUCAGCUUCUGCACACACCGGGAUUUCCGGUCCUGUAAUUUUAGACCUUCUGCCCGUUUCCCUUUCAGCACACUUGGCUUCCUGCGUUGAUAUGUUUUUUCGAUGUCAGGAUGGCUACAACUUGAUCCUCACUGGGCACUCCUUGGGUGGUGGUCUUGCACAAGUCCUCGGCAGUUUGGAGAGAAUCCCUACACUGGUUUGGAUGCCUGUUGGUGGUGCCUUUACCGCCUACCGCACUUUUGGCUUUGAGGUCAAUGAGCUGCCAUUGGAGAACAACAUUGUCGCAGUCGUUCCUUGGGGGGAUCUUGUCCCUGUACUGCUGGAAUCACUUGAUGCAACAACGCAGCACGUUGGUUGCACAACGUCACCUGGUGCUUGCCAUUCUUUGUCGCCGCUGCUUUGCGAACUCUACCGCAAAUGCGGUGAUCCGCGGGGCCGAAAUGUCCAGAAGACCUGCAAGAAAUUCAUCGGUCCGGAUUGGCGAGAUAUCCCUUGGAAGCGCUUCAUUUGGCACACCUUUUUUUGAGCACUGCCUUGCUGCCUGGCUAAUGCUAGACAGUUUCUUUGAGUGCCUGGCCAAAUGGCCCAGACUUGGGAAAUCGCUUGAAAAGAAACUCCACAGGUUUCUUGCACGGG